Vigna umbellata (rice bean) is the source of this 2101-nucleotide messenger RNA. RefSeq names its product Heavy metal transport/detoxification superfamily protein. Gene Ontology annotation, molecular function: metal ion binding. The record is from RefSeq and is a predicted model, not a curated record. Lineage: Eukaryota; Viridiplantae; Streptophyta; Magnoliopsida; Fabales; Fabaceae.
GGAGAAACAGACAGAAGCAAUGCUAUUUAACGAUGUUAAAGCAUAACGUUGCUGAGAUUUUGUUUAUCUCAGAGAAAAGGGAAGGGUGUGUGUUUGGUUCCAAAAGCUUUAGAGGAUAAGUCUAAGAUUGGAUGAGCCUCUCUAUAUUGUCUGUUUUUAUCCUGACUCGGUUUCUCAGAUCUAUUACCACCCUUUUCUGCAUUUCUCCUAUCUCUUACAAAUCACAAUCCUUUUUGUCCAUUGCCUGGUAAGACAUGAGUAAAGAGGAGAUUUUGAAGAUACAGAAAUGUGUUCUUAGAGUGAACAUACACUGUGACGGGUGCAAGAGCAAAGUCAAGAAAAUCUUGCAGAAGAUUGAUGGGGUGUUUACCACCGAGAUAGAUGCAGAACAAGGGAAGGUGACGGUUUCAGGGUUUGUGGACCCCAAUGUUCUCAUCAAGAAGCUUGCAAAGUCAGGGAAACAUGCAGAACUCUGGAGUGCCCCUGCCAAAGGAAACAACAAUAAUAGCAACAACCACCAGAACAACAUUGCUAACCAGAUGAAGAACAUGCAAAUUGACAAUGGUAAAGGUGGGGGAAACAACAAGGGUCAAAAGGGUGGUGGGAAUAACCAGCCAAAGGGUAAUAAUCAACAAGGGCAGAACCCCCAACAGCAGAACCAUCAACAGCAGCUUCAGCAGCAUCUGCAACAACUUCAGCAGAUGAAAGAGUUUCAAGAUCUGAAGCUGCCUCAGUUCAAGGACAUGAAGAUGCCCAACCAGAACCCCAACCAGGUCAAAGGAGUGAAGUUCAGUUUGCCUGAGGAAGAUGAUUUGUCUGAUGAUGAAUUUGAUGACGAGUUUGAUGAUGAGUUGGACGAUGAGUUGUAUGAAGAUGAGAUGGAUGACCCUCAGCAUCCUCUGAAUAAGAUGAUGAUGAUGAAGCCCCCUAUGGGUAAGCCCCCUAUGGGUAAUGCCCCUAUGUCUAAUGGGGCUCAGAUGAUGUUGAAUAACAUGAUGAAUGCUCAGAAAGGUGGCAACGGUGGUGGAGGUAAUGGGAAGAAAGGAGGAGGUGACGGUGGAGGUGGAGGUGGAGGAGGACCUGUGCAAGUGCAUAACAUGGGUGGUGGAGAUGGGAAAAUUGGUAAUGGAGGUAAGAAAGGAGGUGGAGGUGGAGGUGGCAAUAAUCAUAAUCAAGGUGGAGGUAACAAAAACAAUGGUGGCAAAAAUGGAGGUGGAAUGCCAGACGUUAAAAACAACAAAAAUAAUGGUGGCGGCGGUGGUGUUCCUCCAAAUAGCAAUGGGAAUGGAGGUAAGAAGGGUAAUAAUGGAAUGGGUGAAGGGAUUCAAGCUAUGAACAUGUUUCCAAACAUGGGUGGUCAUACUCCUAGUAUGGUUGGGGCUAAUGUGGGUCCUAUGGGUAACAUGAGCAUUCCCAUGGGCAACAUGCCAAUGUCCCAGAUGGGUAACAUCCCAGCAGUUCAAGGCCUUCCAGCUGCAGCACCCAUGAACGGAACUGCCGGUGGUGGUGGUGGAGGAUACUUCCAAGGUGGCGGUGGCGGGGGUGGUCCAGAUAUGAUGGCUGGCAAUCCUUACCAACAACAGCAAUACAUGGCUGCAAUGAUGAACCAACAAAGGGCAAUGGGAAAUGAUAGAUUUCAGCCAAUGAUGUAUGCCAGGCCUCCUAUGGCAGUGAAUUACAUGUACCCUCCUCCUUAUAGCUACCCACCUCCUCCUCCUCACGAGCCAUACUCCAACUUUUUCAGUGAUGAGAAUACUUCCAGCUGCAGUGUUAUGUGAAGAGUAAUGGGUGGUGAUGCUGAUAAGAGGGUUGUUCGGAUAUGGAUGGAAAGUCCUUUCUAAUAUGAUGAUGCAAUAUUAUACAAUGGAAAUGAGUUUCAAUUUUAGUUUGGUGUUUCUUCAAUUUUCUUCUUAUCCCUUUUCUCCAAGUUAAACUUGAGCUUUUGGUCACAUAAGGGAGUAAUUUAUAGAUUUUAUAAUAUUUUAUGAUAGUGAGAACUAUGAUAUCAUCAUGUAACUGAGGAUAUGGUGAUGAUAGACUUCCGCCAUGUGAGAUGUUUAUGUGUGUUUAUAUGUUGCAAACAGAAAUAAAUAUCAGAAGA